AUUGACGUAGAGCGCGUGCACCGCCCCGGUCGUUGGAGGGGAAAAGAUGGCGGGCGGUCGCGGUGGGGGCUCGUGAGGCAGCGGCUUCCGGGCCAGGGGGAGUGUAGAGAGCGGCGCGGCAGCGGGGUCCGGUGGCGGGGAUAAGAGAACAGUCGGACGUGUUUUAGAAACAAGAUCGCCAUGGCCACAGAAAUUGGCUCCCCACCCCGGUUUUUCCAUAUGCCGAGGUUCCAGCACCAGGCACCUCGGCAGCUGUUCUACAAGAGACCUGAUUUUGCACAGCAGCAGGCAAUGCAGCAGCUCACCUUUGAUGGGAAACGGAUGAGAAAAGCUGUGAACCGGAAAACCAUAGACUACAAUCCCUCUGUAAUUAAAUAUUUGGAGAAUAGAGUAUGGCAGAGAGACCAGCGAGAUAUGCGGGCAAUCCAGCCUGAUGCAGGAUAUUAUAAUGAUCUGGUCCCUCCUAUAGGAAUGUUGAAUAACCCUAUGAAUGCUGUAACAACAAAAUUUGUUAGGACAUCUACCAAUAAAGUAAAAUGUCCGGUGUUUGUUGUCAGGUGGACUCCUGAAGGGAGGCGCUUGGUCACUGGGGCUUCUAGUGGAGAGUUCACCUUGUGGAAUGGAUUGACUUUCAAUUUUGAAACAAUAUUACAGGCUCACGACAGCCCUGUAAGGGCCAUGACUUGGUCGCACAAUGAUAUGUGGAUGCUGACAGCAGACCACGGGGGAUAUGUGAAAUACUGGCAGUCCAACAUGAACAACGUCAAGAUGUUCCAGGCACAUAAGGAGGCGAUUAGAGAGGCCAGUUUCUCACCCACGGAUAAUAAAUUUGCUACAUGCUCUGACGACGGCACUGUUAGAAUCUGGGACUUUCUACGUUGCCAUGAGGAGAGAAUUCUUCGAGGAGUUGACAAACGGAUUUCUAGGGCAUAUUGUUGGUAUUACAGUUAUCCCUAGAGGCACCAAUCAUGUUGGGGAUCAUUGUGCUGUCUGCUGUACAAAGGAUCAAAUUCUGUGCUGAUGUAUAUUCCAUGCAAUCACAUUAACUAUUCAGUUGGAUUGUAUAAGAGAGGAGUGAUUGCAUCAGUGCAGAGUUCAGUCCACUGUGUAGGUCUUGCAUUAACUUCAUUACUCUUUCCUUAUCUAUGUUCUUCUGCAUGGAGGUCUCUUAGGCCAAGGGAACAAAUUACUUAAGAAUUUCAGGCCAGUAUAUAAUGAUACUUGUACUGUAUUUUCUUCUGUUUCAUUUUCUCAAAGAUUGGGAUUGUGUAUACAUUCUAUGUAUAGUUUCAUUUUUAAAUACACUAUAAAAUUGUCAGUGUGAAAUCCAUCAUAUUUGUAUAUAGCAAAAUAGUUGUAUAAAGAGAAUAGGGCUUGUACCGUCACUGUCCAUAUAGUGUAUGUACAAUACACCCCUUUUUUACUGACUUUAUGUAAAUCAGCAGUAUUGCCAGAUCUUCACCACCUGACAUAAUAGAGCACAUGGAUUUUUUUGAGAACCUUUACUUUCACUUGCGGAACAAAACCUUUCUAAAACUGGUGGAAAAUACGAUCUCUUCAUUCAGGAGUGCAAGCUGGAUUUUUUGGUGCCCUGUGCUGUAAAACUGAUUAAAGGAACUAAAUGAGUCUGUUACAUGUCCUCAGUAGAGAGAGAUGUAAUAUGGGCUUUCUUGCUCCAAACCUUCCUUUAUCUUCUGCCCACAUAUUGAAGUUUUAAAGUAUUAUUUAGAAUGAUUGCCUGGAAAAUUGUCAAUGAAGUACAGAUUUUAGAACAUACACAUCUCCCUACAAUGAUGGUUGUCUUAAAAGAUUUGUAUUUACUUAAAGGUUUUCAGCAAGUAAAGUUGCAGUGGGCUGUAUGCAAAUUAGAAUCCUAAAAGGAUUUCAUUAAGACUAAUUGAUAUCAACACACCUCUCACACUUUUUGACCUGUCCAGUUAUGUCUGUAUAUACUAUUUGAUCAAGAAUGAUGAUAUACUUCCUGUUCUCUCACAAACCAUUCUUCAAGUACUCUGGUUAAUACUCAUGCCACUGAAGUUCAGCACAAUUAAGGGGAUGCUCUGAUGUAGUUUAGGCCAAAAAUUUUAUUCUUAAAAUUUUACACUAUCCUCCAGCUUUUGAAUAUCUGUUUAUAAAAAAUAGAAGACUCCCACACUUCAUUGUCAGAGUAUACAUAAAAAAUCCAUUCUCUGAGACCUCAAAUGUCAAUAACAAGUUCUUCCUGCUAUUCUGCUGCAGCAAGCUAAUCAAACUAUUUCAAAACCAGCCUGAGGAUCUUGCACAAUACACUACCAUGCUGCUGUAGCUCGUUUCUAGUUUGCUUCUAGAUUAGCAGGUACAGAGAGUGCAGCAAAAUCAGGCUCAUCUUUGGUAUAAGAUGUUGAUACUCCAUUGACUUAAUGCUUUUGCUUACUGUAGAAGUGGCCAAGUUUGUUUAUCUCCAUUAGGGGAGGAAAUGCUUGAUGUUGCUCUUUGGGACUAAUUCUAGCCAGGUUGGGAGUGGUGCCGGUGGACUGACCUUCAGUUGCGGUAGGGGAGGAGAGAGAGAGGUGAGGAGACGGGGGUUUGAGGAAUUCUAGAGAAAGAUGUUGUCAUCACUGAAGGUAGUCAAAGAAUCAUUAUUAUUUUGGUUUUAUUAGGAACAUGGGGGGCAAUUAGCAUUUGCCAAAUGGAAAAACACAGAUAUAGAAGUUAGGGUUACCUGUUUGUGCCUUAUUUUGCUUUAAGUUGUAAAAAGGACUGAAUUAAAAGAAAAAAGCCUGACUCAAUCCUUUUAGCCUCUCAGUUGCUCAGCUUUCAUUCUUUUGAUGCCAUUGUCAUGCCAUUUCUUCAGUUACUGUAGUUUUUCAGGGCAGACAAGACAACUUAUUUUUUAACAUUCGAAACUCAUUUGGUUUCUAAAAAAAAUAGUUUCAAGCUCAUAUUCUAAUCUACAUCAUAAAGAAGUAAAAAGGACAAAAGCGCUUUUUGCUUUGUAGGUCACUGAUAAGAAGGAGACUUUCACAUUGGAAAACUUGAAAUAAGAACAGUGGUACAAACAGCAUUUCACCUUAGUAAUAGUUGUCGUUACAAAUUUGUCAAUAUGAAAACAUGACAGGAUCAAGUAGGAAGUUAAAAUAGACUGGAUUGGAGUCAAGCCCUUGUUUAUACAUAAACAGCUUUAUACAGUUUUUGAUAAUUAUCAAGUGAGGAAAGAAAAUUGUAUGGAAAGUCAAUUAAGUCUUGCAUGAGAGUAUUUUUUUUAGGCCUUUCUAAAGGCAUUUCUGUUAGGGCAGGUGACACAAAAAUAAGUCUUUGGUUUAAAGGUUUUGUUAUAAGACUCACAAAUCAAGGAUAUGUGCUUGUAACACCUCUUUUCUCUGUGGCAGCUUACAUGUUCACAUUUUUGUAGGAACACUUGUUCCAUCUGAAAUGGCUGUGCAAAAAUUAUAUGUAAUCAACUUCUGGUGUCAUUUUAUAUUCUAGGAGACUAAGGUUGCUAGCCAUUGACUUUACUGAGAGGUCUUGAAUCCCAGGAUGUUGGGCUCAAGCUAAUGGGGCAAGGAAGGUCUUUAAAUCCCAUUUGUAGUAAACAUGCCAUUCUAAAUUGCACAUAACAGUAUGAACAGAAAUCAUAGGUUAGGAUACACCCUUUUUCUUAAAUAUACUAGUUAUAUUAUAAUGGUCUACCUGAAAUAGAGAGCCUAUGUAUAUAACACAUUUGAUAGUAAUAUUAAAUUUCAUAUUGGGCCAAAUUUUCUUGCUUUUUCUACCAAUUGAAAUCAGUGGGAUUGUGCUUGUGUACUUUAGAGAGAUUUGCCCCAUUGUAUCUAGUAGACAAAAUACAUACAGUUAUUAGUUAUGUAAUAUAACAGGAAGAAAUUAAGUUGCAAACAUUGGAAAGAGCUUAAGUCCAGCUCUGUUACUAAAUAUGUUGGCCAGUUAAAUUACUGGUCUUUGAUCCAAAGAAGACUCAGAAUAUUCUGGAUGGCUAUUGCUGGGCUUUGCACUUACAUUGCCAGAACAUACCAUAGUAUUGUAAAUAAUGAAUGCAAGCAGUAGCUUUGAGUACUUUCAUCAACUUCUUAUUCUAGUUCUCUUUAAGCAAGAUCAUACAGUUACAGGGACUCUUGAGAAAGAUGCCUAAAAUGCAAUUGACCUAAAACCUAUCAGGAAUGCUCAAAGACUGCUAUUCAGAAUUGUGCACUGGGGGAUGCAGUCAUUUAUUUUGAACACUAGUCUUUUUACCCUUAAAGCCACAAGCAGACAAGAAAAAUAAAGCUUUUCCACUGGUCUAAAGCUUUCAGAGCUAUAAUCCAUAUCCAGAAUGAAAGGCAAUAGAUUGAGCACUUUUGCCUUUGUACUAUAUUAAAAAUUGAGCCGCCUUGCUGUGUUUGAUUCUGGGUUGUGUUCUGCUUGGGUCUCACUACUUUUGAUGUAAGUAGUCCCAUUAGUGUUGGCCUGAGAUAUGUAUAUAUGCACUUCAUAUGUACUCUGCAAAUGUAUUCCAAAGCUUAUCUUAGUAACAAGGUUCAUCAGAAUUCACCAUCCAAACAGAACAGCAAUUCUCAUUUCAAACUUAGUUUUUUUAAAUUUACUUUUAAUCAUGUUCACUACACUUAACUCCUUUUUCAUAUUUAACUUUUUGAUAGCAGUUGCAAUGCAGUACUGUAAUGUGUAGGAAAUAUCCAGCUCCUCCUAAAGUUGCAAAUCUGUCAGGCACCCUUCCCAAAAGUGGUGAGAGUCAUGAAAAAGCAUUGUAAUAAGAUGAACUUUACAAAGAUUCAAGAGCAUUGUGUACAUAGCAGAAAUGCAGACUUACUAUGUUGUGCUUUCCUAAUUUUUUUUUUAAAAAAAGCUUUCAUAGUGUUUUGUUAUGCCAGGUCUUGGUGAAUAUUGUAUUCAUAUCUCCAUAAAACUUGCAGUGACAAAUUCCUCAAAUCCUCGUCUGCUUUCAGAGACUCCUGGCCCACCUAACCUUCUGUGUUAAUACUGUCUAAUUGUCUUAGAGCAAGAGCUUCUGAUUAUCAUUCUGGGUAAAUUUAGUCUCCCAUUUCCCCUGAGCGUGCAGAAGGCCAGUUAUGUAGAGAUUGAUAGGGAAAGUUGAAAAGGGGAUGGGUAUUCUUGGAUUUCUCUCCCAUAUCCAUCUACGAAAUAGAAUGAUAAAUUCAAUUUUUCUCCCUACCAAGGUAAGGUAUUAGCCAAAGGCUUUUUCAUAUAGUAAAUGAUUAUAAGCCACCAUAGUUUCUUUUAAACUCUGUUCUAGUAUGAUUAUUCAGAGUUUAUAAACUAUUGCACUGAGUUCCAGUACACACACAUGCCAAUGGUUUCUUCCAAUUAUAUAAAUUACUAUAAGGAAAUGCCUUUUGCUCAUAUCUUUAAUGCCUUUGCUUUGACUGGGAGAGAAGUUGAAUUUCCCAGUCGGGCAUAAGAAAGUAAUCCAGGAGUUCCCAUCCCAUACCAAAAAAACAUUGGCAUGUGUGUGUACUGGAACUCAGUGCAAUAGUGAUAAAAUUUAGUAAUGUUUUCAUAUGCUCACAAGUUUGGAAACAGUAAGGGGCUGGGUGUGCUGCCCUUUCGUUGCGUAACACCUCAUUCCAUAAGUAGUCCUAUUGAAACAACUCUGAAGAACUCAGCUUUUUCCAGUCAAUAUAUUCUGCUUCUGGAUCUGCUUUGGGGUGUAAAAUCUCUUGAAGCUUAAUUCUAAGCUUUUGAUCCUUUUUAGUUUAAUUUCUGAAAGACUUUCAUUUAUGUGGUUGGGUUUAUUUCCCCAACAGGGCAGCAGCAUUCCUUAUUGGCUUUUGGAGGAAAUGCAGUCUAGAUAUUGAGAUGGGGUUGGAAACAAUGAUUCUUGAGUUUUGUUCCCAGUUCUACACUGACUUGCUAUAUAGCUUUGGACAAACUUCCUAACAUCUGUGUGCUUCAGUUUACUCCUCUGUGAUUCUGCUACAUAAUAAAAGUACUUAUCUAUCUUAGGAGUGUUGGAAAAUCCACAGCCCUGAGUGACCUAGUUAUAUCACCCUAACCCCCGGUGUAGACAGUGCUACGUCAACGGGCGGGCUUCUCCCAUCAACAUAGCUAAUGCCUCUUGGGGAAGUGGGAUAUCUACGCUGAUGGAAACUCUCCUAUUGGCAUAGGUAAUGUCUUCACUAAGCGCACAGUAUGCCCUUUUUUGGAAUUUGGACAAACUUAAUUGGUGGUUCAACUCCUACAGUUAAAUGGAAAUUUUGAACUGGGAAGCGGAGCCAUGGCUCUGGGAGGUGGGGAUGGCGUAAGGGAGCUGAGACUGGGCCCAUAGCUAGAGGCCAAGUGCAGCGGCAGUAGCCAGGGUCCCAGGCAUGGGCCAGCAGCUGGGGCCACGAGCAGAGCUGGGUGAUGCUCCCUCUCCACCUCCCAUGGGAGAUGGCCUAGGCCCCAGCUGUGCCCUCCCUGAAUGUUCUUUGUGCCCGCCUAGUGAGGCGCACCCCACAGUUUGAGGACCUCUGCUCUAGAGUGCAGGUGUUCUUGUGCCGCUGUUUGUUUACAGCCUCAGCUGGUUUUGGUACUGAGAUAGGAUCUUGAAGUUCUGGUGGCUUUACUGGCUUGCUCUAUAAAAAUAUAUUUCCACUGCUCUUGUGACCCAUCUUUGUAGCAUUUUGGUUCAGAAGGUAAGCCAGAGAACACUCCUGUAGUUUUAAUAAAAUAAUCAGUCCAGCCCUGUUGAAUUGCUAGCCAAUACAAAUAUUCUGCUAAUUAUCACAAAAAUAAGGAUCAACUGAGAAUCAUAGAACCAUAGGGUUAGAAGAGGACGGCAAGGGUCAUCUAGACUACCCCUCUGCCAAGAUGCAGGAUUUGUUUUGUCUAAACCAUCCAAGACAGAUGGCUGUAUGGCCUCUUUUUGAAAACUCCAGUGAAGGAGCUUCUAAACUUAAAUUAUAUUUUAGGGAGAUUGAUUUGAUUUUAAAAUGAUACAUUCCGACUCUUGCUCACAGUGUCUCCUCUCAACACCCAAUUCACCUACCAAUACAGAACAAGAUUCUCUUGCUUUUGUUUUGUUUUUUAAUUGCUCAUUUUUGUAGAAACUACUGUGUAAGCUACCCCAAAGUCUUAUAUUUCUUUCCUUUCAAAAAUAUUUUUAUUUGAAACAGUCCUUUAAUCCUCUUUCAGCAACACACAAGAGGGAAACACAGUGAGGGGACUGGAAAGUAUGUUACCCUAUAUCCUGUAUGUAAAUUCUGCUCCCAAAUACUGAUAGCUGUUGUGAUAAUGAUGUGGCUUUUGC
Molecule: messenger RNA, 7240 nt
Organism: Chelonia mydas (Green sea turtle)
Lineage: Eukaryota; Metazoa; Chordata; Testudines; Cheloniidae
Gene: WDR33
Product: WD repeat domain 33
Exons: 8
Coding region: 181-957 (258 amino acids)
Cellular component (GO): mRNA cleavage and polyadenylation specificity factor complex
Molecular function (GO): protein binding
Source: RefSeq, a predicted model, not a curated record